Venturia canescens is the source of this 2538-nucleotide messenger RNA. Its product is annotated as MFS-type transporter SLC18B1-like. The transcript has 9 exons. NCBI's taxonomy places the organism in Eukaryota, Metazoa, Arthropoda, Insecta, Hymenoptera, Ichneumonidae. Gene Ontology annotation, biological process: transmembrane transport. The coding region runs from base 326 to 1825 and encodes 499 amino acids. Gene Ontology annotation, molecular function: transmembrane transporter activity. The record is from RefSeq and is a predicted model, not a curated record.
ACAGUCCCUCGAUCAGUCGUACGUCGGAUUCUUCGACAGCCUCUUCGCACCGGAUUUUCGGUUCCCGAAUUUCCGUCCCCUCCAUUUCGUAAGAUUCGUCGGAGGUGGCUCGAGCAACGAGCUCCGACAGAAAAUCUGCUCUCGUAACGUCGCGAAUUUUCUCACGAAAGGAACGAACGCGCUCAUCCGGUUUCAAGUACGCGAUACUUCUCACUAUUUCUUGUCGAGCUUCGUCGUCUUCGAUCAUCCGAAGUUAAACUUUGUUAGGUAUUUCAACGAGGAAGAAGCGACGAGGUUCGUAGACGAUCUCAAUAACCUCGGUAACAUGAUGGGCCAGUUCACAAGACGUCAGUGGCUCACCCUGAUCGUCAUAAGUAUUGCUGACUUUGCAAACGCUGUUUGUGUCUCGCUACAGGCCCCUUUUUAUCCACAAGAGGCUGAAAAAAAGGGAGCUUCGCCAUCGGAGUAUGGUCUCGUAUUUGGCAUCUUCGAACUCGUCGUUUUCAUUAUUAGUCCUAUCUAUGGCCAACGCUUGCACAGGAUCGGACCAAAACUCCUUUUCAACGGUGGCAUUCUGACCACUGGUACAUGCGCCAUAUUCUUCGGUCUUCUCGACAAGGUUGACGGUCACUAUCCUUUCAUAAUACUCUCCUUCGUGAUAAGAAUAGUCGAAGCUUUGGGAAACGCAGCGUUCCUUACCGCCAGCUUUGCUAUCAUCGCCAAAGAGUUUCCCGACAAUGUUGCCACCACUUUUGCCAGUCUCGAGACAUUUUUUGGUCUUGGACUCAUCGUUGGCCCUACGGUCGGAGGCGCCCUGUACCAGAUCGGCGGAUAUGUUACUCCGUUUGCCGUUCUCGGAUCCGCCCUCUUCUUGGCUGCUGUAAUGACCGCAUUCGUUCUCCCGAUCCACGAGAACAAUGAAAUGGACCCCCACAAUACAGGUGGUUUCAUGCGAGUUCUGAAAAUCCCCGGAGUCAUGUUGGCGACCGCGUCGAUCAUUGCAACGUCUAUGAGCAUCGGUUUUCUUCAAGCGACUCUUGAGCCUCAUCUCAGACAAUUCGACCUGAGCCCAGUCGUUCUCGGUCUCAUGUUUGUUAUAAACGGUGGCACUUACGCCGUCACUGCACCCGUCUGGGGAUGGUUCUGCGACAAGCGUAUCAAGCCAAAGAUCGCCACCGUGGCUGGAUGCAUUUUGGUGAUGAUCGGUUUCUCUCUUGUUGGACCAGCACCGUUCAUACCUUCGAACACCUUAAUAUGGCUGACGAUAUGUGGUCUGUUGAUUCACGGAUUAGGAAUGGCUGCACAGCUCGUCGCCAGUUUCACCGACGCUCUCAAUACAGCCAUAUCGUACGGUUUCCCAAACAAUCUCGAAACCUAUGGACUGAUCAGUGGCCUCUGGACAAGUGCUUUUGCUCUGGGUGCUUUCAUCGGACCGAGUGUAGCAGGGAUGCUGAUGGAGGGCAUCGGUUUCCGUCACGCCUCCAUGUUCAUCGUUCUCCUCCAUUUUCUCGUGGGUCUCGCUGCCGUGGUAUACCUGAGCUGUUGCGACCGGGGACCGAAGCCAUACACGGAAAUAGGUGCGAGCGAAGAUUUGAGAGUUUCGUUAACCGACAGCGGAAGAUCGCGAAGCAUGGGCCAAUCGCUUCGCGAGCAUCACAGUCGUCAAGGCGUACCGAUUGACAGGCCGAACGGCAUGAAUUCGCUGAUAGCUUGCAACAGUUAUUCGAACCGAGCGGGCGCAUGGUCCCGAGCUUCGUACAGCGGGCGAUACACUCACAGUUACGGUUCGCUCGAGGCCAACAGAUUUCUAGAACGAACGACCUGAUGAAGGAAACACCAUUUCAAUCGGUUCUAGAUACCGAUACAAGCACAACGGAUGAUAAAUCUCAGUACGAGGAGGAAGAUCGCCCAAUGGUUAAAAGAAAUAUAAAAAACGACGCAUGAACCGACGAAUCGUUUACGCGGUCUAGCAGCAUCCUGACAGUCGUGAAAAAGGAUUACGAUUCAUUUUUAUUUCGAUCGAUUCUCUUUCUCGAACAUUUUUCCACGGCUAUCAUCCCAAAGAAUAAUAUAUUUAGUGUAUUCCUAAAUUAUACGUAUCCCUCAAUCGUCACGUAUCCGCUCAUACGCUCAACCAUGCACGAAUGGACAUUGUGCGUUUGACUUCGAAAUCAACAGGGCUGCCACCCUCCUUUUCUUUCUCUUUUAUCCGUAUUUCUUAAAAAGAAAUUCAUAAUAAACCUGCUCAAGGAGGAUUGCGAGUACGCGCGAUUCUCUCAUUUUUAUCGAGCUUCGUCUGUUCUCUAGUUUUUCAACACUUUUUUAUUCUGCACACUUAUUGUUUGUAAUUACACGGUGUGCGAUGCAAAGGACAUCGUGACAGCCUGAUCGAUUUAAUUUCAGAUGCCCUAUCCGUUUGAAUAUUAUAAAUCCAUAAUCGAAAAAGUGGAACAAUUUUUGUACAUAUACGCUGGCUCAGUUGGUCAAAAUUGCACUUUUAAUGGAUCUAUUAAAAGAUAGUUUCGUUUCCUCGUUUAA